AUGAAUCGACCAGGUAUGAGGCUCUUGAACUCUCUUUCUUCCCCACAAUAUGCCCAUGCCCCGCUGCACGGCUGCCACAGAGAAGGGGGACAGGUUAUAUUGGAUGAUACAGACCUUGAAUGGGAAUUGGAGUCCAAAGGUCCAAAGAAUACAGGGCAUACCGGAUUCUUAGCAUUGGAUUCUAUAGACCAGAUGAGAUCAGAUGAGAGUGCUUCAGCGAAGGGGCGGUCGCUUGAUUUUGAUGGUGUAACUUGGGGGAUAGAACUGGGAUCUAGUACCGGUAUUAUAUGGAGUUAUGAAGCUGGAAAGAGUGUAGGACCACAGACAAUGCGUGGCAUACCCAAUGGAUUCCCAAAUCAACAACAAAUGCAGAACAGGAGUGUGUCGAGUAGGAUACCACCCGGCGGAAAAAUGGCAAACAACAAUGGAGUGACGUGGGCCUUUGGAGGUGUACCGAUGGGAGGAGCGGGUCUAGGGAAUCCACGUCCAAAUAAUGGACCUAUGACAAGCUUUGCACAAACGAUCGGAGGAUCUUCACAGCCAGCAACACCACUUGAUUUGUCUGAGUUCCCCUCAUUAUCAGGAAACCAGCCCCAGCAUAACCAGUCAACGUGGGGAGCGGCGGGAGCGCGGAAUAUUGGUCCAUCGGCAAAUAUAAGGUUACAGCAAUCAGCUGGAUUGUCCGCGCAGCAUGCUGCUCAGCAGCAGCAGCAGGAUGAGCUCUUCAAUUCAUCAACCCAGUUGUCAAACAAUUCAGGUGGCUUCAGGUUUGGGGCUCAAAGUGCAGUUGGCCAGUCAUCGCAGCCGAGCAGCGCCGAUGACUUUCCACCUUUGAGAAAUUCAAACGGAGAAAUCGGCCAAGAUCGCGGUUCCGGUCUAUUGCAGAAUGUGGGAUUUGGAGCUGGUGGUGGAUUAGGAUUUGGUUCCGGCAACCCGCCACAGCAAGUCAGAAGUAAUGGUCUUUUGAAUGCAUUAUCUGGUGGUAGUCGAGCUGCACCAGGUAAUAGAGUUGCUUCACCAGCAGGCUUGUCAGGCCCCUCCAUAAACAGAUCUCCAACAGAGCCCAGUCGCCAAGGUCUACCAAGUCUUGUAGAGAACGAAGCUGGGGGCUUUUCAAACACCCAUUUUGGGUCUUCGAAUCCCAUACCUCUCCGAGAAGACGACAGUCAACAACAAUUCAAUAUGCCCACAGCAACCAACUCCCGGCCCGAUGGCCCAUUAUCAAUGCCGCAACCGCAAGAAUCCGAUCCUGGUUCCGCGCAAAGAAGUGCUGAGAACGCCGACUCUAAAGUACAAGAUCCAUUAGCUCACCUGAGUGAGACCGACAGAUAUGGACUCAAAGGAUUUUCUUAUAUGAUGAACAACUUUCCUGACUAUGCUGCUCUUGUUACUGGAACUGAUAUCAACCACUUGGGUCUCGAUUUACUUUCUGAGCAACCCAUUUCAAGCCAGAUCUACUCUCUCUGGGAUAAUGAGCCAACACGACCAGAUGUCGCCCGUUUCAGUCUACCCGAAUGUUAUCGCGUUCUUAACGUUGCUCCUCUCGAAAGCAAGAUGCCCAAUUUUAACGAAGAAGCUUUAUUGUUCAUGUUCUAUAGCAAUCCAGGCGACAAACAGCAGCUUAUGGCAGCUAGGGAGCUUGGCAAUAGAAACUGGCGCUAUCAUAAAAAGAUGCAGGUUUGGCUUACCAAAGAUGAUUUGAUGGUUCCACGUCAACUUACCCAACAAAUGGAGCAAGGCUACUAUAUAUUCUUCGAUGUCAAGACUUGGUCAAGACAACGUAGGGAAUUCACACUGUCUUACGAUGACUUAGAGAGGGUCGAGGAUCGGUUUUAA
Messenger RNA from Sclerotinia borealis F-4128, 1836 nucleotides. The record is from the annotation of a GenBank genome assembly. NCBI's taxonomy places the organism in Eukaryota, Fungi, Ascomycota, Leotiomycetes, Helotiales, Sclerotiniaceae.